Ricinus communis (castor bean) is the source of this 2809-nucleotide messenger RNA. Its product is annotated as pentatricopeptide repeat-containing protein At4g33990. The record is from RefSeq and is a predicted model, not a curated record. Gene Ontology annotation, biological process: RNA modification. Lineage: Eukaryota; Viridiplantae; Streptophyta; Magnoliopsida; Malpighiales; Euphorbiaceae. Gene Ontology annotation, molecular function: protein binding; RNA binding; zinc ion binding. The coding region runs from base 169 to 2664 and encodes 831 amino acids. The transcript has a single exon.
CCGCUAUUAUGACGGACUGAUUCAAAAUCCAACAUAACUAAACUACAAUACGGCAUAGUUUUAAGAGGAUUCAGUUCCUAACAAAACCCCGUAUGAAACAUAAAGUUUGGAUAAAUUUAAGUAAGUUGACAACUUUCCAAUCAUGUUCUGUAGCAUGAAAUCUUUUAAAUGCUUCAUCUUCAGCUAAAUAGACUACUACCCACUUGCAAAGUAACCAUCUUUUCCAAACUUCUACCAUAUUUUCAAUCCCAUUCUCGCCCAUUCUUUUCGACAUUAGCAGCAGCAGCAGCAUCAAAUUCUUGGCAAUUUACAUCAAAUACCCUUCAAAAUGACAGUAAAGAUAUUAACUUCGAUCUUCUUUUCCAAUCUUGCACUAAACUUCUUCAUGUUAAGCCUCUUCAUACCCUUCUUGUGGUGUCAGGGAGAGUUCAAAGUUUCUAUCUUUCUGCUAAGCUUCUCAAUCUUUAUGCAUAUUUUGGUGAACUUUCAUCCUCUUAUAGGACUUUUGACCAAAUAUUAAACAAAAAUGUAUAUACCUGGAAUUCUAUAAUAUCUGUUUAUGUUCAUAAAAACUGUUUCAAUGAAGCUUUACAUUGUUUUAAUCAGUUCGCGUUGACGUCUGAGUUUCAACCUGAUUUUUACACUUUUCCUCCUGUUAUUAAAGCUUGUAGAAAUCUAAUUGAUGGGAAUAAGAUACAUUGCUUAAUUUUUAAAUUGGGUCUGGAGUUGGACGUUUUUGUAGCUGCUUCUUUGAUUCAUAUGUAUGCAAAGUUUGGGUUGGUUGGUGAAGCUCGAAAGUUGUUUGAUGAAAUGCCAAUAAGAGAUUGUGGAUCAUGGAAUGCGAUGAUUUCUGGGUAUUGUCAGAAUGGGAAUGUUGUAGAGGUACUGGAUAUUGUGGAUGAGAUGAGAAAGGAUGGAGUAGCUAUGGAUGCUUUUGCUGUUGCUAGUAUACUUCCUGUUUGUGCAAAACUGAACGAUGUUUUAAGUGGGAAGUUGAUCCAUUUGUUGGUUAUAAAGCUUGGGUUGGAGUUUGAUUCGUUUGUGUCUAAUGCAUUGAUUGCCAUGUAUGCUAAAUUUGGUAGCUUGGGGUUAGCGCAGAAAGUUUUUGAUCAUAUGGUGGUAAGAGAUAUUGUAUCAUGGAAUUCAAUUAUUGCUGCUUAUGAGCAAAAUGAUGAUGCGGCUACUGCACGUUCAUUCUUUGACAAGAUGCGACAAAUUGGAGUACGACCUGAUUUGUUGACUGUUCUUAGUUUGGCUUCUAUUGUUGCUCAAUUGAAUGAUCAUCAAAACAGUAGGUCCAUUCAUGGAUUUGUCACUAGAAGAGGCUGGUUUAUGAAAGAUACUGUCAUUGGGAAUGCAGUAGUGGAUAUGUAUGCUAAAUUGGGUGCUACUGAGUCUGCCCGAGCAGUCUUCGAAAGACUUCCUGUUAAAGAUGUCAUUUCAUGGAACACAUUGAUCACUGGUUAUGCUCAAAAUGGCCUUGCAAGUGAAGCAAUUGAAGUAUAUAACAUGAUGGAAGAAUGCAAAGAAGUAAGUCCAACUCAAGGGACUUGGGUAAGUAUUCUUCCUGCCUAUUCCCAUUUGGGAGCCUUGCAUCAAGGCAUGAGAACUCAUGGGCAUGUCAUUAAAAAUUCUCUUCACUUGGAUGUUUUCGUGGGAACCUGCCUCAUUGACAUGUACGGAAAAUGUGGGAAGUUAGAUGAUGCAAUGUCAUUAUUCUACGAAGUGCCCAGGAAAGACGCAGUUCCAUGGAAUGCAAUAAUAUCUUGUCAUGCAGUUCAUGGGCACGGCGAGAAAGUGAUUAAGCUCUUCAGGGAAAUGAUAGAUGACGGUGUAAAGCCAGAUCAAGUUACAUUUGUAUCUUUACUAUCAGCUUGUAGCCAUUCAGGUUUGGUCAGUGAUGGUCAAAGAUACUUCCGUAUGAUGCAGGAAGAAUAUGGGAUUAAGCCUAUUUUGAAGCACUAUGGCUGCAUAGUAGAUUUAUAUGGUAGGGCAGGGGAUCUGGAAAUGGCAUACAAGUUUAUAAAAGAUAUGCCAAUCCAGCCUGAUGCUUCUAUGUGGGGUGCUCUUGUUGGUGCUUGCAGAAUCUAUGGAAAUGUGGAGUUGGGUAAAUAUGCUUCAGCUUGCUUGUUUGAAGUUGAUUCAGAGAAUGCUGGUUACUAUGUUUUGUUGUCGAACAUUUAUGCUACUGUUGGGAAAUGGGAGGGAGCAGACAAGGUGAGAGCAUUGGCUAGGGACAGGGGAUUAAGGAAGACUCCUGGGUGGAGCUCUGUCGAAGUGAACAAUAAGGUUGAUGUGUUCUAUACUGGGAACAAAUCUCAUCCAAGAUACCAUGAGAUAUACAGAGAGUUGAGCGAUUUGACUUCAAAAAUGAAGACCCUGGGUUACCUCCCUGACUUCAGCUUUGUGUUGCAAGAUGUGGAGGAGGAUGAGAAGGAGCACAUCCUCAUAAGCCAUAGUGAGAGGUUGGCAAUUGCAUAUGGAAUCAUCAGCACCCCUCCUAGAACCCCAAUUAGGAUUUUCAAGAACUUGCGAGUCUGUGGUGAUUGCCACACUGCAACUAAGUUAAUAGCUAGAAUUACAGAGAGGGAGAUUAUUGUGAGGGAUUCUAACCGUUUCCAUCACUUCAGGAAUGGAAUUUGCUCUUGUGGAGACUAUUGGUGAAAUAGACUCUGAUUUAGUUGUUUCAAGAGUUAACCUUUAUGAAUGAACAGGACCCAGAAUUAUAGUCCACAGUCCAUUCAAAUAAAAUCUUGUGGUAUUAGUUACUUAAACUAUCCUCAUCUAUGAAAUACAUGUUAUUUAUUUA